Messenger RNA from Anopheles cruzii, 1011 nucleotides. Its product is annotated as small EDRK-rich factor 2. The transcript has 3 exons. The coding region runs from base 1 to 186 and encodes 61 amino acids. Lineage: Eukaryota; Metazoa; Arthropoda; Insecta; Diptera; Culicidae. The record is from RefSeq and is a predicted model, not a curated record.
AUGACGCGUGGCAACCAGCGUGAAUUGGCGCGUGCGAAGAACCAGAAGAAGAAUGGUGACAAACCAAAGUCGCGGGAAGACGGAUUGUCUCACGAACAACGCAAGCAACGUGAUGCAGAUAUAAUGCGACAAAAGCAACAAAAAAAAGAAGGCCCGGAAGCCGGUGCUCAGGCGGUCAAAAGUUAAUGAUCGCCCUGUUGCCGGAUGCUAAAGUAGAAAUCGAAGCCAAUGCGCAGCACACCUACCGUAUAUACCGCACUCUCGCAGCGAUGUUCAGACCACAGUUAUCCUGCCGUUUCCCCACGCCACCGUCAUGACCCAAUACUGUCUUCGCGAUCACAAUCCUCUCGGGUGGCGCGUCACAUUGUUUCCCUUGCUUUGGCAUAACGCUUGAGUAAGGGGCCCUUGAAAAGAUAAUGAAGCCAUAUGGCCACUUUCGGACACAUGAGCAAUAUUGCAGCAGUUGAACAUUUUGUUAAAGAUCGAAUGCCACACGGCUGCUCCUUGGACAACUCCACCUGACUCUUCCCAAUCGGGCUUAGUAACACAAGCUAUCGGUUCGGUUGCAGGACUACAAGAUUUAUCUCUACCGCGGUCCCAAGAGACGCCAGAGAACCACAACGAGUACGGGAUGCGUUUGGUGCGUUGCACAGUCAGCACAUUAAUGUGAAACAACAAACCGCAGCCACGGGAAACGGAAACACGUUAUUUUAGAGGAUAAGUUCAAUUUUAACUAUUAUUAUUAUUAACGAUGCUUUAUUUCUGUGUACUGCUUUUUAUAACUAAUUUUUGAAUGUGUUCCGGAAAAACGACACAACCUUACGAGGCGGUAAGAGUUGCAUCAACAGCAAGCAGCAGAACCAUUAUUGCAAAGAAGAUUGCCUUUUUGUCCAUAUAACAGCAGUAAUUGUGUGUAGGAAAAGCGUCCGCCACUCUUAUCGAUGAUGUACGCGAGAAGCGUGAGAAAAAGGGACAUAAUUUCAGAGAAUACAACGCAGUUCAACGAUGUAA